This is a messenger RNA of Python bivittatus (Burmese python), 1015 nucleotides long. The record is from RefSeq and is a predicted model, not a curated record. Lineage: Eukaryota; Metazoa; Chordata; Lepidosauria; Squamata; Pythonidae.
AUCAACAGUGGAAGAAAAGAAACUGCACCAGGGGAGCAUUCAAUGUCAUUGCCACAACUGGAUCCAUGAAACUGCAAAAAAGGACAAACUUGACCCACAAGUUUUCAGAUUCUGGUGGCAGAUUCUGGGAAGAGCUUUCAAUUAAUCUUGAUCAUAGCACAAACUUUUCUAAGUACUUGGGGCAUCAAAGUGCUAAUUUUUCUGUCACUGAUCUGAUAGAGGAAUUGAAAAUAGAGGACCUAAAUUCCCUCCCACUGUCUGCAGCAUGGCUGCCAUCAACAGAAAGUCACAACGACAUUGAUAUGGAACCCACCAAUGAUCUCCAAACAGCAAAUGAAAGUUUUCAUACAGAGAUGAUGAUAAAUCUGCCUCAAAGAUAUUCAAGGACCUCAGAACUUUCCAAAGGGUUGGGAACUUUUACUGAUGCAGCAGGGCUGAUAUCUGAUCACUCCUUGCUCAUGGAUGUUGAGUUUUCAGAAUCUACAGGACUGUCAUCAAAUCCUGUGGUGACUCCUUUGCCCCAGCCUCUGCUAGCAGGAUCUGAUGGUGACAUUGUGAUGCAUGAUGAAACAAUGAUCAGGAAGUCAAAAGGGAUGCCAAUUCUAGAACGGGUUGGGGAAACACUACGGCAAAAAAAGCUGCGUGCCACCCAGGCUUGAGGUAGAAAAUGGAUAUUUGUUAAUAUUAUAUGUAAUAGAACAACAGUGAUGAUAUGUGGUGGGUAGAGCAAUGGAAGAAAGAAAAUAUUUGUCUAGCUUUAGCUCCUUCCUUUUCUUCUUGCUUACAUCUCUUUUCUAUGUCCCUUUGUAAGUAGCAAUCUUGUCCAAUCUUUUGUGUUUCACAGCAGGCGUGUAGCUGGGGAGACCCCUACAUUUCCUUCAGUCCCCAUCCAAAUUUUUCUGGAUGACAGAAAGCAGAAAGCAGCCCCCUUUCCCAAUUCUUUGGCUGCCACACCCUGAGACUUUUGAACUAGCUACAGACUGUUCCAACUGUCUUGGAUAAUACUUCUAGUCAU